AGAAAUCAUGCCCAAGUUCAAACAACGAAGAAGAAAGCUCAAAGCCAAAGCCAAAAGAUUAUUCAGAAAAAAAGAAGCUUCUCACUUCCAAUCCAAGCUAAUUACACCUCCACCUCCACCACCCUCACCAGAAAGAGUGAUUAUUUGUUCAACAGAUAUAUCUCAUAGCAGAAGCUGGCUAAGACUACCCUGGAAAUUCAAAUGUCCCAACAUCAAAAAUGCAGUAAAACUUUGGACAGAUAGAGUGUGGUCUAUACACAAUUGGUGCCAGAACUGCAUAGCCCAGAGUUUAGUAGUAUUGAAAGACACCAUCUUUCCAACUCGUAUCUGCCAAGAACUUCACAGUCUAAAACAACGGUUUUGCAUUUUGGAAGGUGAAUUAUGCAAGCUCCAGGAAGCCCUGAAGACGAUCUCAGAAAGUUCUUCUUGCCCAAGCUGUGGUCAGAGGUGUCACAUGAGUAGUAAACUCACAACUGUGCCUGCCUGUGCUCUCACACCUGGAGAAUCCGGAGCUGCUCUUUCUCCCACACUGCCACAUCCAGCUAGCCAACUCCCCCUGCCUCCACCCCCACCCCCAUCUCUACCUCCACCUCCUCCUCCUCCUCCUCCUCCUCUCCCUCCUCCUCCACCCCCGCUAGCACCUUUGCUGCUCAGAAAACCCGGUUUCACUAAAGCACUUCAGGCUGGCCCAUUAAAAAAAGAUGGACCCAUGCAGAUAACAGUUAAAGAUCUACUGACUGUGAAAUUAAAGAAGACACAAGGUUUUGGUGAAAAGAGAAAGCUUGUACCAUCACCGAAGGCGCGGAAUCCACUAGUUACUGUUUCUGACCUGCAGCGUGUUACCUUGAAAACUAACUCCAAAGCAUUAUCAACUCGAGUUACAAAUGUCUUAAUUACUCCCAGUAAAAGCCAGAUAGAUCUGCGGAAACUGCUUAGAAAAGUUGAUGUAGAGAGGAGUCCAGGUGGAACCCCUCUUACCAAUAAAGAAAAUAUGGAAACAGGAACAGGUCUGACCCCAAUAAUGACCCGAGCCUUGAGGAGGAAGUUUCAGCUGGCUCACCCUAGAAGCCCAACUCAAACUGUGCCACUUUCUACAAGCAGCUUUGAUGAACAAAACUGAUGCCAACUCUGCCUGACUCCAUGUGAUGAUCCAUAAAACAUCCAUACAGAUACAAACACC
Messenger RNA from Carlito syrichta (Philippine tarsier), 1180 nucleotides. RefSeq names its product proline rich 11 (gene PRR11). Gene Ontology annotation, cellular component: cytoplasm; nucleus. NCBI's taxonomy places the organism in Eukaryota, Metazoa, Chordata, Mammalia, Primates, Tarsiidae. The record is from RefSeq and is a predicted model, not a curated record.